This is a messenger RNA of Pelobates cultripes (western spadefoot toad), 534 nucleotides long. NCBI's taxonomy places the organism in Eukaryota, Metazoa, Chordata, Amphibia, Anura, Pelobatidae. The record is from the annotation of a GenBank genome assembly.
AUGACAGAAGCAGAAGAGAUUAUAUGCUUCUUGAAUCAGAUAGAGAGUCCUAUUAAAUUCACUUCAAAGAUUGAUACUACCUCAGUACAGUUUUUGGACUUGGAAAUCUCACUAAAGGAACAAGGACUUUCAUAUUGUCUCUAUAAAAAAGACACGGAUCGGAAUACUAUUUUACACAAUUUAAGUGCACAUCCGGAGUCUUUAAAAAAGUCUCUACCCAAGGCUCAAUUUCUUAGGGUAAUAAGAAACAACUCAGACAAGUCCAAAAUGGAUCAACAACUGGAAGAGAUGGUGGAAAAAAUUCGGGAACGUGGCUAUCGUCACAGGGACUUAAGCAAAGCAUUAGAGGAAGCAAAGUCUGCUAACUCGACUAAAAGUGACGAGAAAGCCCCAAGGUUGAUUUUUCCUACUACAUUCCAUGACGCGUCCUUCAAGAUCUCUAAAAUUGUGAAGGAUAAUUGGAAGAUGAUAGCGUGUGAUGACACGCUCCCUAAUCUUCAAAGAACCACCAUUACUCUGCUAUCGCAGGAAUAA